GGCUCAAGACGUCUCGCCCGAUGAUGGCUAUUCCAUAAUUUAUUCCGUGGGAUCUGCAGACUAACAUUCACGUGCGGUUAAUAUGAUCUCAGUUGUUCUUAAUGUUCCGGUUCCUGGAAUCCGAUCCAGGCAAGAACACCCACCACGGCUUCCAUCCGAGAGGUAUAAAUUCGCAGUGGGGCACCACCAAAAGAGUUCGAGGAUUUUGCACCGAGGACCAGAGGCCACGAACAGGACACGUGGCGCCAACCCAGUAUGACCCAGCGACGACUAUAGAACUCCGUGAGGAACAAGAAAAAUGGAAAGAGAAUGAAUCUGCAGUGAUUCUGCGAUUUGGCUGCGACUGCUGUCAGAGGUAGAGAACGAGAAUAUCGUGGUGGACAAUGACCCCCAUUUUCAAGCAUCUCGAAGAACUGUAAACAAGCAAAAGCAGAACCGGAAGUUUCGUUCUCAGUUCCUGAGGGGAAGGAGCUGUUUCGAUCCUUCGUUUCAAUUUGCCAUUGCAGAGCUUCGGGGUCUGCUUUUACAGAGGAGCCUUCUUCUUUUUCCUGAAGAAAGGCUCUGUUUUCGCGGCUUCUCCUUUUGCUUUUGCUUUUGCUUUUGUUCUUUCUUUUCCUUUGCUUUUCCUCCUUUGGGUCAUCGAGUCUUGCUCGCUGGAGUCCGGAUUUCUUGGGGAAGAAGAUGAUGAGGCUGUGGAUGCUGGGGCUGCAGCUGUCGGAGCUGUGCGUGAGCUCGGUGGUGCAUUUGCUCUACGGGUUUUAUAUAUUCAGCUCGGCCGUGGCCGGUGAUCUCUCACAGGCGUUGUACGACUGUCUCUUCUUCAGCUCGAAGUAUAACGUGGAAACCCAAGAAGUUCCCAGAGCUACCUCAUCGCCAUCGUCAUCUACCAAUGUCGAUGGUCUUCCUCCAAUCGUCCUGCUUCACGGUAUUUUCGGAUUUGGAAAAGGGAAAUUGGGAGGCUUGUCCUAUUUCGCCGGGGCGGAGAAGAAAGAUGAGAGAGUUCUGGUGCCUGAUUUGGGGUCUCUCACCAGCAUUUACGAUAGGGCCUGCGAACUCUUCUAUUAUUUGAAAGGCGGGCAGGUUGAUUAUGGCGAAGAACACAGUAAAGCCUGCGGGCACUCACAGUUCGGACGGAUUUAUGAACAAGGGCAUUACCCCGAGUGGGAUGAAGAUCAUCCUAUUCAUUUUGUUGGGCAUUCGGCAGGAGCGCAAGUUGUUCGCGUUUUGCAACAGAUGCUAGCUGAUAAGGCAUUUAAGGGAUAUGAGAACACUUCUGAGAACUGGGUUUUGAGCAUUACUUCAUUGUCUGGAGCUUUCAAUGGGACCACUAGGACCUACUUGGAUGGAAUGCAACCUGAGGACGGACAAUCCAUGAAACCAAUCUGUCUGCUUCAGCUUUGCCGCCUUGGAGUGAUAAUAUACGAUUGGUUCGACAUUCCUUUGCUCAAACGUUAUUACAAUUUCGGAUUCGAUCACUUCAACAUGUCGUGGAAAAAAACGGGCAUAUGGGGUCUGGUCGACUGCCUAAUGGGGAAUGCUGGCCCAUUCGCUUCAGGGGAUUGGAUUCUCCCUGACCUCACAAUCCAAGGAUCAAUUCAACUCAACAGUCAUCUAUGUACUUUUCCCGACACAUACUACUUCAGUUACGCUACGAAACGUACUCGGAAGAUCAUGGGAGUCAUCGUUCCCUCGAGCAUACUUGGGAUCCACCCUUUGCUUUUUAUAAGGGUGUUGCAGAUGAGCCAAUGGCGUCAUCCUCCAGAUGUUUCUCCACCUUACAAAGGUUACAGGGAUGAGGAUUGGCGGGACAAUGAUGGAGCGUUGAACACCAUAUCUAUGUCAUACCCGCGUUUCCCAGUUGAACACCCGAGUCGUUUUGUUUUGAGCGAUUCCGAAUGCCAACCUCUGCAGCCUGGAAUCUGGUACUACAAGAUUGUGGAAGCAGAUCACGUCUUUUUCAUCAUAAACCGGGAGAGAGCCGGAGUUCAAUUCGACCUCAUGUACGACAGCAUCUUCGAACGCUGCAGAAAGCACGUUUUCAGGAAAAACCCACCUACACUUCCCGAUCAAGCCCACCAAUAGCAUAGAAACAUUCAAAGAGGUAGAAAUGUAUGAGGAAACCAAUGCGGUUCGCGCGCCGAUAUAUUGCAUCUUUUUCAUGGUGACGUAAAUGCAGAUUCCAUCGUCCUAA
Syzygium oleosum is the source of this 2191-nucleotide messenger RNA. RefSeq lists its product as uncharacterized. The record is from RefSeq and is a predicted model, not a curated record. NCBI's taxonomy places the organism in Eukaryota, Viridiplantae, Streptophyta, Magnoliopsida, Myrtales, Myrtaceae. The transcript is spliced from 8 exons. The coding region runs from base 682 to 2082 and encodes 466 amino acids.